Molecule: messenger RNA, 5354 nt
Organism: Trachymyrmex cornetzi
Lineage: Eukaryota; Metazoa; Arthropoda; Insecta; Hymenoptera; Formicidae
Exons: 15
Coding region: 699-3428 (909 amino acids)
Biological process (GO): carbohydrate metabolic process; nucleotide-sugar metabolic process; ATP generation from poly-ADP-D-ribose
Cellular component (GO): cytoplasm; nucleus
Molecular function (GO): poly(ADP-ribose) glycohydrolase activity
Source: RefSeq, a predicted model, not a curated record
ACAGAGACGAGGCGAGAGAGCGUUGGGAAUCGCGCGGGGGACGAGGAAGUGGUUACGGACAGCGAGUGGUGCGACGGCAGUAGUAACGGGUAGUAGUCCAGACCGCAGUAGUAACGGUUCGCUACUCGCGCGGCGCUUUUCAGCUCCGCUCCGCUUGGCUCCGCUGCGGCCGCGACGACGAUCAAUCGAGCCGGCGGGAGGGUGCGACGCGCUCGUAUACUCCGGAUUUCCUCCUCUAAGGAAAAAAAACCUUCGUCUCUCGAAGUCCGGAGGUGCCUCGAUCGGUUGUAAAUCGAGGAGCGAAGCUGAAUCGUGAAUAUACUUUGGUCUCCAACAAAUUGACCCUGCAAAGUCUUGGACUCCACGUAAAUCGCGAGAGAGAGAGAGAGAGAGAGGGGGGAGGGAGAGAGGAGAAAGAGAGAGAGAGACUUGGGACGACGAGGGACGGGGAUACCCCAUUGCUGGAUUCGCAGGGUUGGUCCUGGCCGUAGCCGGUGGGGUAGCAAAACGCGAGAGUGCCGUCGUGUGUCACCCUCUCCCGCUCGACUAUGUGCCGGCGUUUCGCGAUCAGGACACCGGGAUCAUCGCCGUCGGUGAUCAACGUCGUCGCGACGUCGACGGAGCGCAAAACGUGAGACCCGUCGUUUAUACGCGUCAGCUGAUCCGACGUAAGCCGCGAGGGACAAAGGAGAUCCACAAUGGCUCUAGUAAUGUUACCGUGUGACCUGCCUUGGUGGCCAGCUGUUGUAAAGCAAUUGGACAAGGCCGCCUCGGCUAAAAACUCAGAGGACCUAGUAGACGCGAUGCAACGAUUGCAUGACAUGUGCAACAUAAGCCUCGAUCCCGAGGAAGACGUUCAAGACGCCGACCUAUUUUCCAUGUUGGGAACCUUCCUAGACAAUGAUCUCGAUCUCGCGGAACGAGAGCAAGUGUUCACGAAGACAAUACCGCGAAUAGUGGAACAGGCGAAGGCCUUAAAAUCUACAAAACCCCCUCAAGGCUUACACUUUAGCCUCCAGCAACAAGAUGACAGCGUCGAAUACAGUUACGCCUUCGCCUCCUCCUUGAUUGCGAACGCAUUCUUCUCAACGUAUCCAAAGAGAACAGCGAAGACUCACCCUACAUUACGCGAUUUCAACUUUACAAAUUUCUUCAGACAUCUUAACAAAAACGCACAGAAAGCCAAACUUAAAAGUAUUUUUUAUUAUUAUAAUUAUCUCGAGACGGAGCAUGCACUCGAUGGCCGUCUAAUAAUUUCUAGACAGGUGAUGACGUCUAAGCAAUGGCUGACAAUCGAAGAUUGGUUGGAAAGUAACGUACCUUUGUGUCCGCUGACGAUACGUCAUGAGGGACGGUUGGAACGAGUUGAGGCGGCAUCAAAAGUAUUACAAGUUUGCUUCGCGAAUGCUAAAAUUGGCGGCGGCGUAUUGGAUGGCGAUGUCACGCAGGAAACUGUACAUGUAGCGACACAUCCGGAAAUACUCGCUGCGAUAAUAUCCGUCGAGGCCUUAGAAGACAACGAAGUACUAAUAAUCGAGGGUGUCAGGCAUAUGUCGAGGAUAAACGAUCCGCGGCAUAAGGCGAUAUUCGAGGGUAUCUCGAAGCCGAACGUGGUAACGGUCUGCUGCAUAGAUCCCGAGGACUACUCGCGAUUGCCGUUGACGCAGUACGAGGAGGACAACAUCUUGAGGGAGAUGAACAAGUCGCUGCUGGGAUUUCGUCAGAAACACGUGCCCAGCAGCCCCACGGAUCCGAUCAAGAGUGAACUGGAAGCGGAAAUCGGCCUGGGCUCCCGCAGAUUAUCGCCGAUCGGCGAGAGCUUCAGCAGCACACCGCCGGAAAUGGAAGGCGAGGACAAAGUUUUCGCAACGAGCAAUAAUUCCAAGACAGAUAAGCAGGUUCUCCGCGAUGAGCGACACAAAUUGGAGAACGCGACGGAAGUGCGUAGCAGGCCUAACGGUAAAUCAAUGAGACCGCCUAGUCCUAACAAGGUGUGCAAGGACGCAAGUUACACGAACCGAAAGAACAGAUUCAUCGUGCUUGGAUCUAGCGGCGAGGUACUGCCGGUGACGCGACAACUCGGCCAGAUGUCGGUUUAUAGCAGUUGCAACAGUCAGAGCACGGAUAGUUUCCACAGCGCUAAGGAGACCAUUGAUGAGGAACCUGAGGAAGAAGAGCAAAAGGUGAUCAAAUGUUACAACGAACAAUUAGAUACCCCCGAAAGAAGAGGAACCUUCGCGCAGCGACUGAAAGAAGCUCUCAAGCGAGAAAGUACGGCGACGGGGGUGACUUCCUCGAAUACUUCUUCCGGCGAAAGCAGUUAUGCCGUUGGUAUAAGCGUUAGCGGUAGCCACGUCGGCGAUCAAGACAUCAAAUUGAGAAGAGGAGGUUCGAGGGGUUUCGUUUUGAGGGACGAAACGGUGGACGAAGAGUUCCUGAAAGAGUCUCUGGAAGCAGAGCAAAAGUGGCUUGGUCGAUUCCGACAGAGUCAGGGGCCUAUGUUUCAAAGGAAGGACACGAGUGCUAGCAGCAAGUAUAGUUUCAGCACCGAGUACAAUUCUGAUUUCUGUUCUGAGCUGGAGGAGGUCUACGAGCAAUUAUCAAAGUGGCUGGAGGAUCCGAUAGUGGCGGACGAGAACCGGGAAUUAGAUGCAAGAGAUCGGGCGGUUGUACGAUUCGCCGGUUCACUUCUGAAACGCGCUCUGAGCGAAUCGUUCGCCGGCGUGCCGGUCCAGGAGGGCGAGCCGCAGCCGUUCAUCGACGCAGAUGUAAAUCAGCAGCACAAACUGGCCUUAGCUGUGAGGAGCCUCAGCUUGGAGCUCGCUCGACAGAAAAAUCGGAGACAGCAAUCAGUGUCUGAGUCCGAAGACGUAGAUUGCUACGAGGACGCCUCGUGCGAGAUGGUAAGAGAGGCGAAGGACGCCCAACGUAGGAAACUUUGGGCUGUCACGGUCACGUCGGAAGUGUUCCAAACGUUGGUCGAUGAUCAUACGAUCCUAUGCCUGUCUACACCGCCCAUGUCUGAGUCGGGACAGAUGGCGAACGAGCGUGAAACCCGCGAAGCGAGUACGCUCGGUGUCUCGCAGUUGCCGCACGAAAGUAGUCCCCAAGGAGGAGGUUUAUUGCCCGUGGCUACCGGCAACUGGGGAUGCGGGACUAGAUUGAAAGGCGAUCCGCAACUGAAACUCGUUAUUCAAUGGCUCGCUUCCUCUAUGGCAGGAACACCAAGAUUAAUCUAUUACACCUCUGGCAAUCCCAGUCUAUCCAAGUUAGACACUGUGAGCAGAGUUCUGAUAGACAGACGUUGGUCGGUGGGUGAUCUUGCCGCCGCGACGCUGAGGUAUGCCAUGCACGCGAUCGAGGAACGGAUGGAAGGAAAGAAUAGUCUUUUCGAGGAGAUCAUCGGGAUGGAUAAAUCGAGUCCUUAGCCCGAUUCGAUGCUGUCCGUUCUGGUGGACGUGUUAGCUACCAUGAUCGAAGACAGCCUACUGAAAAAUUAAUACUAUAUUACAUAUAUACUCUUCCGAGAGAGGGACAUACAAAAGGAAAAGAAACGAACGGGUACUUGACUGUAGUUAGAUAAGAUCGAUAAUUAACUCUAAUUCGUAGUCUUAGAUGAAACAUGUUAUACGAGUUUCGUUUUGGCGAAAGAGAGAUCGAUUCGGUUUUACUUUUUUCUUUUUUGUUCGAAUUACUACUCUCGUCUAGCAUAUCAAAAUGAUAUCAGGCAAAUUCGCACAAUUCGUUGUACAAGGCAAUAUAUCAAAUAGGAAAAAAAUAGUCGCUGCGAUAUUUUCUAUAGUCUAUGUAUGUAGCGUAUCGUGCUAUCGAAUCAAGUUAUAUUAUAGGGAUCAUCUGUGUCACAUUUCCGCAAGGUAAUGGAAAAAAAUAGCGUGAUAUCUCGGAAGUUCAGUUGUCAUUAAUGUCACGUCAUCGUAAGAGAGCGUGGCAAACUCUCUGCAAUUAGAAAUCCUAUAAUAAGAGUUUGAUCAAAGCGGAUAAAAAAUAGAAGAUAGAUAGCUAUGUUUUUCUUUCCUUCUUUUUCUCACUUUCUCUCACUUUCCGAAAAUGUACGAACUAUACAUUGAAUGGAUCAUAAGUGAUGAUCAAUCAAAAGACUGAUUCACUUUGGCCAGACUUUUAUUAUAGAGUCUAUCUGCAAUCAUAACGGUCUAGUCAUGUACGAAAGGUCAAUUCUGGUUUUACUUCGUACAGAAUAAGUAACUGAUAACGCAGUUACAUGCAAUAACUAAUGAGGCACAAUAUACUAUAUUUUGUACAAUAAUAUUUUUAAGUCGUUCUAUAUUUUAAGUCGGAGAUAUAUAUGCGUAAUAUGCGAAUAGAUUUUUAGAGAGAGAAACUUUUAGUAUUUUAUAAUAAAAGAUUAUAAUAUAUAGGCAAUUUUUUUAUGAAGGUAAAAUUUGUGUGUAUACAAGUCGCUACUAUGGAAUCAUAAAUUGGGAUAUAAAGAGUGGGUAAUAUAUGGCCUAUAAAGGAAAAGGUAUGCUUGGUAGUAUGUAAAUCAAUUAAAAUGAGGUCUUCCAUUAUUAAAGCAAAACGUGUGAAAGUAUCCUGAUUUGUAUAUAUUCUCGCUGUACUUCUCAUUCUAAGCAACGAUAGGAGUGUUUAAAAAACAUAUAUAUAUAUACACACAUACAUACACAUAUAUAUAUAUUUAUAUAUGAAGUACAUAAUAAUAAAGAACUAUGCCCAGUUUUUCUUAUAGAAAUUGAGACUCGGGUGAACAGUAUUGAGACAUGGCUAGAAUUAUAUGGCAUCAAAAAAGAAUCAAAAAGUUCCAUAUGCACAACCUUGUAAAUAACUCCCUUGAAUGCUAGAACUGUCCAAAGUUUGCUAUUAUAAAUAUGUAUUGUACUAUGUACCACUGGUCUUAUCUGUUUUCUCUGCGUUCAGGGCAUCUCUUCGCGAUGACGGCGGUAAUCUUCAUUAGUAUGAUAUAUCCAAUCGAUUCCCCAUUUGAUGACUGAUUUUCAAAAUGUCGCUGCUAUUCACUACAUGUUCUAUCAUAUCAGACCCUGAGCAGUCAGAGAAGACUGCACAACUUAUGUUGGAUCGACUGUACAAAUCAAAUAUGUUAUUUUGAUCAGUCCAAGAAUAAAACCUGAAUCAUAAAUUGCCGUAUUUGUCUUGUUGCAUAUAAAUUAGAAGGGUUUUCAGUACUGACAAAGGAUGAUUUAGCAUGUGGUUAUUAUCGGGCAAUAUUUUAUACAGAUAAGUCGUGAUGUUUGAGGUGACAAAUUUUGCUAAUUACGGCAGCCAUACAUAACGCUAUCCUCGUCAAAGCCCAAAUACAAUCCAGGUACAUAAAUCAUACUCGUUACUGUACGUACGGC